AAGGUAUAAUUCUUUCUCUUUCUUCCACAUGCUUUGUCACUGUUUUUUCCCUAAAAUCAAAUUCACAAACUUUUUUUUUUGUUCCUUCUUCUCACUUCUCUAUAAUAAUAAUACUCACAACACUCUUCUCUAACACUUCUCUUCUUAUCCAUUAUUAUUAUUUCUUCAGCAUUGGAUUCUUUUAUUUAGGGUUCAUCUUUUCAGAUUUUGAUGCUUGAGUUGUUCUGCUGUGCUUUGUAAAGUGUCGGUUGUUGGCGUGAUGGGGAAAGGAAGAAGUCCCGGGAAAUGGAUCAAGAACUUACUCUAUGGGAAGAAAUCAUCGUCUAACUCGAAGUCUAGUUCAUCGAAGAAAAAUGACAUUUUUAAAUCUUCGAGUAACAAGGAUCCGUUGGGAUCUUCUGAGUUAAUUGUGUCAAAUCCAAUUCCAACUAUGGAUUCUUUGAUGAUAUCACCGCCGAUAUCUGGAUCUAAUGCUGGUAAAGGAGUGCUUUCAGAAAAGGAAGUAGUUAAAGGGCCAUCUCGUGAGAGGGAAAUUCUUUCAAAUGGAGACGGAGAGGGUCGUGCACAGGCUGUUGCUAAUUUUGCAUCUCAAGAUGAUCUCGAGACAGUCAGGCUUACAGAAGCAGCUAUUAAACUUCAGUCUGCUUGCAGAGGCUAUCAGGCUCGUCGGGAAUUUCAAACACUCAAAAGUAUCACACAGCUGCAAGCUCUUAUUCGCGGUCACUUGGUUAGAAGACAAGCUGUUUCUGCUUUAUAUUGUGUGAAGAGAAUUGUUAAGUUCCAAGCAUUGGCUCGUGGUUACAAUGUUAGGCGUUCUGAUAUUGGGCUGGAGGUUCUGAAAAUUCGUAAGGAUACUCAACUUUCAAAAUCUAUUGGCAUAGUUACAUCUACAGAAGCAGAGAAGCUGUCAGAAAAUGUCUUUGUUCGCAAGGUGCUGGCUUCAUCGCCCCAUGCUUUUCCUCUAUCUUUCAAUACUGAUCUCGGAGAACCUUACUUGGCUUGGAAGUGGCUUGACCGAUGGACAAGGUCACACUUUUGGGCAUCUCUUCCUAAAUUGAAGAACCUUGACUCGGUGUCUGAUGAAAAAAAUAUCAGUUGUCAAACAGCUGAAAAGGGACAAGUUAAAAGGAAUUCCCGGAAGUCUCCUGCGGUGAAAGCUGAUGAUGGCUCAAGUUCAGGUUUUAACAAAUAUAAACAGCGUCCCAAAAAGGAUUCAAAUCACUCAUUGGUUUCAGCUCAGGAGCACCCAAAGAAAGACAUUGAGAAAACUACUCUAAAAAAAACUCGCAUGCAAAAUGUUUCAGACAGAUCUGAGGCAGUUAAUGAGAAAAGAAAACUAAGCUCUAAGACAACUACAGAUCAUAAUGUUACUGAUGUCUCAGAGCAGGGGCCAAAUUCCUCUUCAGAGAAAAUGAAAGAUACGAUGGUGCCAAAGUCAGAAGAGUCUUAUCCUGAGAAAGUUCUUGGACAGAGAACACCAGAAGAGAAUAAUGAUAAGCCAAAGAAGAGCUUAAAUGGUGGUGUCAAAGAAGAGAAAGGUCUUGGACAGAAAACACCAGAAGAGAAUAAUGAUAAGCCAAAGAAGAGCUUUAAUGGCAUUACCAAAGAAGAGAAAGGUCUUGGAAAAAAAGCACUAGAAGAGAAUAGUGAUAAGCCAAAGAAGAGUUUAAAUGGCAGUGCCAAAGAAGAGAAAGGUCUUGGAAAAAAAGCACUAGAAGAGAAUAGUGAUAAGCCAAAGAAGAGUUUAAAUGGCAGUGCCAAAGAAGAGAAAGGUCUUGGACAUAAAACACUAGAAGAGAAUAGUGAUAAGCCAAAGAAGAGUUUAAAUGCCAGUGCCAAAGAAGAGAAAGGUCUUGGACAGAAAGCAUUAGAAGAGAAAAGUGAUAAGCCAAAGAAGAGUUUAAAUGGCAGUGCCAAAGAGAAAAGUCUUGGACAGCAAGCACUAGAAGAGAAUAAUGAUAAGCCAAAGAGCUUAAAUGGCAGUGCCAAAGAAGAGAAUGUUCCUGAACAGAAAGCACUAGAAGAGAAUAAUGAUAAGCCAAAGAAGUGCUUAAGUGGCGGUGCCAAAGAAGAGAAAAGUCGUGGAAAGAAAGCACUAGAAGAGAUAGGGCAUAACGAUCCUACUGCUGUCUUACAGACUAGUGUGAAGAAUGUAGGAGAUGAAAAAAUAGGAGUUAGCGAAGACUUAAAUGGCGGUGACAAAAUCAUCAGCAACAAUUACCAAAGAAGAGCUUCACUGCCUGCUAAUUUUAAUGAUCAAGAAAAUGAGUUACAUAACACUCCAAGAUUGCCGAGUUAUAUGGCUCCUACUGAAUCAGCAAAAGCUAGGCUAAGGGGACAAGGCUCCCCAAGAUUUGCUACUGAUGUCUUAGACAAAAACAGUUUUACCAGGAGGCAUUCACUUUCAUCUUCUAUUAACAGCAAGUCAGGUUCUUUUUCCCCAAGACCAGAAAAGCUGAUAACUUUGAGUGGAAGAGGAGUUGGGAGGACUGAUAAAUCUCUGUCAUCUUCAAGGGACAAAUCUUUGUCAUCUUCAAGGGAUGGGACUGAUAAGUUGACACAACCUCAGUGGAGAAGGUGAUUUUAUGUAAUCUUUCAGAACUGAGAUACUUCAAGGAGGUGAAAACUAAAUAGAGCAAAAGAUAUGUUGGAUUUCAUCACAGCUUUAUUUUUUAAUCAUCAUUGUCAUUAUUAUUUUAUUUGUGGUCAUAUGGAGAUACAGAAGAGGUCUAUAUAUUUGUGAUCAGAGUCUGAUAUAAAACUUUCUUUUAGUAGGAAAUACUCCACUUUUCUGGGUAUAUAUAUCAACAGUUCUAUGCUUAGGUACUGGUUCUUCUGUUUUUCUACCCUUUGUGUUGGAUGUAUUGUUCAAAGUUCAAACCAUUGUUUCAAAGAGUAUCAUAUUUUUCUAAA
Molecule: messenger RNA, 2913 nt
Organism: Trifolium pratense (red clover)
Lineage: Eukaryota; Viridiplantae; Streptophyta; Magnoliopsida; Fabales; Fabaceae
Product: protein IQ-DOMAIN 28
Exons: 7
Coding region: 260-2581 (773 amino acids)
Molecular function (GO): protein binding
Source: RefSeq, a predicted model, not a curated record